GAUCGCUUUCCUCACCUUGGCAUUUCUACCUGCCACGUUCAUCUCGGCGGUCUUCAGCAUGUCGUUCUUCUUUUAUGAUGCCGACGUGGGCUGGACCAUGUCGAGCAAAAUCUGGGUGUAUUGGGCCUUUGCCAUUCCCGUGACUCUUGCUACGUCGGGGUUCUGGUACUGCUGGCAGCAGGUCAUGGCACGGGUGGGACGCGAUGGGGUCCUGCAAGGAUAACGCCGGUGCCGAGACUGGCGCCCAGGUGCCUUGAGAUGAGAAACAGAAGGCCAAGUGGAUAGUGGAUU
Messenger RNA from Ilyonectria robusta, 291 nucleotides. RefSeq lists its product as uncharacterized. The coding region runs from base 59 to 223 and encodes 54 amino acids. Lineage: Eukaryota; Fungi; Ascomycota; Sordariomycetes; Hypocreales; Nectriaceae. The transcript has a single exon. The record is from RefSeq and is a predicted model, not a curated record.